Messenger RNA from Musa acuminata subsp. malaccensis (wild Malaysian banana), 906 nucleotides. Its product is annotated as protein NETWORKED 3C. The record is from RefSeq and is a predicted model, not a curated record. NCBI's taxonomy places the organism in Eukaryota, Viridiplantae, Streptophyta, Magnoliopsida, Zingiberales, Musaceae. Gene Ontology annotation, molecular function: actin binding.
CUUCGGCUCCCUUUCCAUGGCUACAUCAACGACAAGAGGAAAAGAAGAAGAAGAAGAAGAAGAAGAAGAAGAAGAAGAAGAAGAAGAAGAAGAAGAAGAAGAAGAAGAAGAAGAAGAAGAAGAAGCACCAGUGAGGGCGACGAUGCAGCAGCAGCAACUCGCCCAGUCGUGGUGGUUCGGCAGUCUCAAGAAUUCCAGGCAAUCUCCAUGGCUGAUAUCAACACUCGCAGAGCUUGACGAGAAGACCAAACAGAUGCUGCGAUUGGUGGAGGACGAUGCCGACUCCUUCGCCAAGCGCGCCGAGAUGUACUACAAGAAGAGGCCUCAGCUGGUGAGCAUGAUCGAGGACUUCCGCCGCGCGCAUCGCUCACUGGCCGUGCGGUGCGAUCAACUCAGAUCCGGCGGUGCGGCAUGUCGCGUCACCGCGGCGCUCGGUGCGUCUCGGUUGGACAGGAGCUGGGCACGGAGCAUAAGCAGCGACAAGGGUGAAGUCGAGUCGCGGAGCUCUGCCUCGGAUUCCGACGACGACGACGACGACUCCGAGGAGUCCGAAGUGGAUGAUCCCGAACAAGGAGGCGAGCGCAGGGGGAGGGAGACGCCAGACGCGGAUUUGGUGAAGCUGAUGGGUGAGGUUGAAAGACUCAAGGAGGAGAACGCAGCUUUGAAGUCGGAGAUCGCAGGAAAAGACGAAGAGAAGAGAGAUGUCAUCAGGCAGCUGGCGUUGUCGCUGCAGAUCCUGAAGGAGGAGCACGCCGGUCUCAGGAUGUGCAUCAAAGAUGGGAAGACGAAGGGACCCAUUUCUGAGUUCAAGAAGCUCACUAGGAAGCUUUUUGGGAGGCAAUGAAGGAAUCAAAAGACACCAUAAAACCAAAUAAAAAAUGUAUCUUUUGUGCUACCCUUUCUUCA